Messenger RNA from Scophthalmus maximus (turbot), 2412 nucleotides. RefSeq names its product endoplasmic reticulum lectin 1 (gene erlec1). The record is from RefSeq and is a predicted model, not a curated record. Lineage: Eukaryota; Metazoa; Chordata; Actinopteri; Pleuronectiformes; Scophthalmidae. Gene Ontology annotation, cellular component: endoplasmic reticulum lumen. Bases 196 to 1650 code for a protein of 484 amino acids. Gene Ontology annotation, biological process: endoplasmic reticulum unfolded protein response; retrograde protein transport, ER to cytosol. The transcript is spliced from 14 exons.
GGAGUCACUUCCUGUGUUUUGUGCAGCGCGGACAUCCGCCUCGCACAAGUGUCUUACCUUUCAUCUGUCAAACCGGACAGACCUCCUCUCGGACUCUGUGGCAGCGUUUCCCCUUCACCCCGCGGGCCGAGGUGCGCUGUUGUCUUGCAUGAGGAGCGGGCGGCGCUGAGGAGCUCCGCCGGCCGGACGGGAGAGAUGACGGCCGGGCUGCUCUUCGUGGUCGUCGGGGGGCUGCUGGGGGUCUGCGGCGGCGUCUCGGCGAACAGAGGCGGGCACCCGUCCUACACGGACGAAGUCCCUUUCAAGAUCAUCUGGCCGGACGCCGAGUUCUCGCUGCCAACUUCCGGUGCACUGUACAGCGAAGACGACUUCGUCAUCAUGACGACGACGGAGAUGGAGAAGUACAAGUGCCUGCUGCCCUCGCUGACCGCCGGGGAGGAGGAUUCUGAUAAGGAGUACAGUGGGCCCGGGCCCGGUGACCUGCUGGAGCCACUGUUCAAACGAAGCAGCUGCUCCUACAGGAUAGAGUCGUACUGGACAUAUGAAGUAUGUCAUGGGAAGCACAUACGACAGUAUCACGAAGAGAAGGAGACUGGUCAGAAGAUUAGUGUUCAAGAGUACUUCCUGGGCAAUUUGGCACAGAAGAGCCAGGCAACAGAGACAGAUGAAGUUGAAGAGGUAGAAAAUGUCAAAUCAACAGCUGAAACAGAAGUGCCCACGAAGAACAUCGAGGGUCAGCUCACUCCCUACUUCUCGUUUGAGAUGGGAAACGGGACUCCCUGCGUGCUGAAACAGAACGAGCCUCGCUCCACGUCUGUGCUGUACGUGUGCCAUCCAGAGGCCAAGCACGAGAUCCUGUCCGUCGCCGAGGUCACAACCUGCGAAUAUGAGGUGGUGGUGUUGACACCGCUGCUUUGUGCUCACCCAAAAUACAGGUUCAAGUCUUCCCCGGUGAACUCCAUCUUCUGCCGGGCUCUGGCGGGCUCCCCCCUGCGACCUCAGCGGCUCGCCCAGCUCGACAAGGAGCAAGAGGAGCAUCUUAAACCGCCUUUCAGCGCCACCUACGAGACCAAAGAGGAGGCGGCGCCACCAGUGCGGGAAGAGGCCUUCACCUCCACUCACAAACCCAUGACAGUCGGAGGGCAGUCUCAGGUCACUGUCGGCACCACUCACAUCUCUCGUUUGACCGAUGACCAGCUCAUCAAGGAGUUCCUCAGCGGCUCAUACUGUCUGCAUGGGGGAGUUGGCUGGUGGAAAUACGAAUUUUGUUACGGAAGGCAUGUCCAUCAGUACCAUGAGGAUAAAGAGCAAGGAAAGAACACUGUGGUGGUGGGGAGCUGGAACGCCGAGGAGCACGUCGAGUGGGCCAAGAAGAACGUUGCCAGAUCGUACCAGCUCAAAGAUGAUGGAUUGCAGAAAGUCAAGUUGGUUUCCCACUUGUAUGGCCACGGGGAUUUGUGUGAUUUGACUGGGAAGCCCAGACAGGUCAUUGUCAAGCUCAAAUGUAAGGAGUCUGAGUCUCCCCAUGCUGUCACCGUCUAUAUGCUGGAGCCUCAGACCUGUCAGUACAUCCUCGGGGUUGAGUCUCCAGUGAUAUGCAGGAUUCUUGACACUGCUGAUGAACAUGGACUUCUGUCACUGUCCAGCUAAACUGACCAACAUCGUGUGACAGCGAUGGUGCACGGAGGACGAGGGGAGGACAGAGAGAGAGGUGCACUCACAGAGAAGCCCAAUUUGGUAGAGGAAGAGAGAUGCCCACGACACUGCGCUAAAAGCCAAAAUCAAGGUUCACCAGGGGUUAAACUUGAUCCUGAGGCUGGACUUCAUGUAGCACAGGAGCGAAGCCUCAGCCCACUCCCUGAUCCGUGCAACGAACAAUGCUACGUCUCAGCCUAAUCCAGCAGUCGAGCUUGAACUUUGUGAAGAACAGUAAAACGGCUCACUCCACAAGGCAGUGGAUUUAUUGACUGUCCUUAAUAAUGUAUGCUUCACUUUGUGUUGGUUAAUUGCAAGUAAAUGAGCGAUGAAUCACAGGAUUCAUAAGCAUCAGGGGAAUCAACAAUGUUCAUGGUUGUUUUAUUGUCUUUAAAGUCUGUAUUUGCGUGUGCAUGUGUGUGAGAUAUGAAGUGAGUAGUGGUUUGACUGUGGCACUUUGUACUUGUAGAUAUGAGAAAGGAAAAAAAAAAAAGUUCUGAAAAUGUUAAUGUAGCUGUGUGAAUUUGUGGUGUUUAUUUACAGGACGAGUGACAAUUUAAGUGAGUAACUUUCAUAUCAGUUUGUAGGAUGUACAGAAUGUGUACUGUGUGCGUGCAAAUAUGAGAAUGCACACUCUGCUCCUGACCACUGCUGUAUCAUGAGAAAAAAACCAAUGCGUUCGCAGGAAAGAAAAUAAAACUUAAACAUGAAACCUCA